CUGGAAGGGGCGCGGGAGGCGGCGCAGGGCCCGGACAGCGGAGCCACCUGCAGCGGCGCCGCCGCCCGCAUGGAGCCCAACGUGCGCUUUUGGAUCUCGGAACGCCAAUCUUUUUUUCAGAGAUUUCUUCAGUGGACAGAAUUAUUGGAUCCUACAAAUCUGGUCCUUUCAAUUGAAAAAAUAGAAAAAUCAAGGCAACUGUUGCUAACCUGUGAAGAUGCAUACAGAUUUGACUUGGGGGACCGAAGGAUACAAGAAGCUUGGAAGAGAAGUCUUUCAACAGUGCACCCUGACAAUAGCAGACUGAUCCCCGUCGCGUUUCGACCUGCAGCUCUCCUGCCUUUCUCAGCUCCCACGGUAUUUUUGUCACUGCUAUCAACAAGAAAUCUGAAAUCCAUGAUUUUACCUCAGGCUUCCUUCUAUUCCUACUCCACGGCCUUCAACAUGGUCAAUGGGAAUGCCAGCUAUAAUCGUCGCCCACUUGAGAGUAUAUUACUAGGGACAGGAGUAAUUGCUUCUUCGACCUUUUUUGGAGUGGUCCCUCGUUUGGUGAUGAAGGCGCCCCUGGAUAACGUUUUGUGGCGGAAAGCCCUUCCUGUGCUCCUCGUCGCCCACAUCAGUGGUAUGAAUGUCGUUGUGUCCCGAAGUUUGGAGCCCAUGCGAGGGAUUGAGGUCAUGGACAAGGAUGGCAACGUCAUAGGCUAUUCCAGAAAAGCUGGGACGAAGGCUGUGAGGGACACGGCGACGUCCAGGGCGCUGCUCUUUGGGACCUCAGCUCUGAUUCCCGAAGUCUUCUCCUUCUUUUUCAAAAGGUCCCAGAUUUUCCAGCAGCAUCCAUGGUCGUUGUGGACCUUAAAACUGUCCUGUACUGUGCUCGUAAUGGGGCUGAUGGUGCCAGUGUCUUUUAGUAUAUUCCCACAAAUUGGACAGAUACAGUGCAGUCAGCUUGAGAAGGAAAUCCAGGCUGCCACAGAAGAAACAGAGCUCUUCUACAACAGAGGGGUGUAGGGGGGUUCAGGGGAGUUCAUUCAGCUCCCGCUUGAAAACCUUCCUCUCCUCAAGGCUUUUUUUUGAGAACUCCGCCAGGUCUCCUAGAAACCCCAGAGGUACCUGCAGUUCCACCUCCCAGAUGGUGUCAAGGCUGGUGGGAUCUGGAGGAAAGCAGAAAUGAAGCUAUCUAGUCUGGCCCAUGCAUGGGGGCAGCUGACUCAGCAGCAGUUGUCCAGGGCCUCUGAAGGGUACUGAGAGGUUACUAUUAAACUUGUGUAAAGUGGAACAUUUGAAAAAUUAAAGGAGGGUGCUCAGGACACAGGCAUCAAAUAGAUGGCCCAUCUCAAGAUAAACAGGAACCUCUGGUGGCCUCUAGCCGCAAAGCCAACCUCCCUUGCUACCCAGCUUAUUCCUCUCCUGAGCAACUACUUAAACUCUUUGCUCCAGGCCAUCCAGCUCCUCUGUGUCACUGGAAGCCACCGCCAUGAAAUCCCAGGCUGCCUGCCAGCAGUGGCGCCUUCCUCCGCCCACACCCACCCUUCCCUCCUCCAGGGAGGUCGAAGGUGCCCUGGACUUGGCCCAUCCCUUCCUAUUUCCUCGGCCUGGCUCUGUUGGAUCUCCAGACUCCAGCCACCCCUCUCCUGUCGCGUUGAAACUGCUUGAUUGAUGAAAAAGCAGCCCCCUCCCUUUGUAGGCAGCCUGUCAGAGAAUUGUCUGCCCUGCAGUGUCCACCCCAGGAUUGUUCUCACCUGUGCCCUGCCACUCACUGGGCUGCCACUGCUGGCUGCUUAGACACCCUUUGGGCCUGCCCCGCCCUGAGCGACAGGCCCACAUCCCCCUGCUGCCUGCUCUUUGCCACUUAGAUGAAGCCAUCUCUACCUCCCAAUCUCCGGAAAUGGCUCUGGCCAAGCCGGCCACCCUUUCUUAAGCCCCUCCGCAGCCCUAGACCAGUGGUGUGAGGGUUUCAAGCUCACCCUUCUAGGGCCCACUACUCCCCAAGCUUAGUCCAACAGUGCCCCCUGCUGGCAUCACUCAUUUCUCUCAGGUCUAGCUCCCUCCCAGCCAUGCUCCCAUCAGCUCUUUAAUAUCGCAUCUGUUCCAAAUGGCUUCCCAGGGCGUGGGGAUCAAAUCCACAUUCCUUGCCAUGGCAGGCAGGAGCCUUUUAUUACACACAUCGCUUGCCACUCUUUCCUCAUUCUGGACCAACAUCCAGUUCCUCAAAUGAGCAGUGGUCACUCCAGGCCUUCACACUAGCUAUUCCCUCUCUGGGAUACUUCCUGCUUAAGCUUCCUGUGUGACUCCAGUCACUCCCUCCAGGAAGCUUCCAGGAUUCACAGUCCUGACUCAGGUGCCCCUUCUGUCUGCUCCCACAGCACUUGCCUCACCACAAUGGCUUGUUUGCUGCCCCCUAAGCCAUGCAUCACGGAAGUCCCAGGAUACAACACGCCUCGCCUGGCGAGGUCCCGAGCACCUGUGGACUGGAGGAUGCUUCCAACAUACCCUGCCCCAAAUCAUCAGACUAUCAGGGCCUUUCAGUUUUCACUAGGCAAGAAUGAUGGUUACUUCCAAACAUGGUGAAAGGGGUCUCAUAAUAGCCAAGCACAAACUCAGUGGAAAUGGUCUGCCAGCUGGCUCAGUAUAGCCUCAGGCUUAUGCUAAACAAAAUUAAAAUUUGCAAAGACUGGGGGGAGGUUUAGCCUCUGAUAGGUGACAGUAGAAGUGUGAGGCAUCUUUUUGAAGGAGAUACCUAAGGAUAUGGGGACAGGUAGGGCAGUGGGGGGAAGGAUCCUGAACCCCACCCUUUCACUUGCAAAUAGGUCUUUUUUCUUACCCAUGUAACUGCAUGUUUGCAGUUCACAAAAACGGUUUUUUCUUUUGUUUAGAGUGGGGAGAAUUACUUCAUCUCCCUAAAACUUUGUUGCGUAUCAAAAUAUUUCCACUUUAUUUCUGCAUUAUAAGUUUGUAAUCUUAACAACUUUGAUCAUUAGCUAAUACAAUACAAAAGAGGGGGGAAAAGAUGUUAGUAUUCAUUUUCAUAAAGUGCAGAUUUAAUCAUUUGCCUCAGGAAAACAACCUCAUUUCAGAUCCUUCCCUAACCCAAGGAGGGAACAAGGCCCUUUUUUAUUUUUACUUAACCCAUGUCUAACACCAAGAAUAAACAAUCGGAGUCCAAUAAAGACAAGUUAUUUGCAGACAUUUUUCUGGGUAAGGAAGUGCAACAGAGCUAGUGAAAACUAACCUCAUAAUCAAUAUGAAUAUAUAAGCCCAAAUCACAAAUACAUAAUUUAGACUCCCGUGCUGCUUUUCUAAGUUUUAGGUUCUCCAGUUUUUAAGAAGGUAGAUAGCUAAACAAGAUCAUAUGUGGCCAAAUUACUUUUACUGAAGUUGUUUGAAGACACUGGUUUAGCCCUUGCAGGAAGUUAAUGAUUCCAUUCCCUUACUAAUUUAAAAAAGCUGCUGUUUGUCAUUAAGCCCAUUAUAUUCCAGUUAUUUAUUUUAUUCCACCAUACAAGGAUUGCAUCUUUCCAAAAGAAUAUUGCUAGCAACAGGGUAAACUGAAGUACUUAUGGCUUAAAUUUGCCAAGUGCUUAUCUCUGUCGGUAUAAAUAUGAUUAAAGUUGUCUACUUGAGUAUAAAAUCUGUGCAAAACCUCCGUACUAUAGGCAAAAUGUUCAAAGGCCAAGAAAAAAAAUUUCUUUUACAAGAAAGUGCAACUGCAGGGUCUUUUGAAUGAUCUUCUAGACAGUUCUGCAGAAAACUUAGUAGUUUGGCUCAGAAGGUAGAGUUUCCUCAUGAGGAAUUUGAGUUCUUCCUAGAAGAAUACAAAGCAAAAUUUCAGGCAGCUUUCUGAAAAUAAACCAUUAGGUUUGUGGCUAUACAAAGACAAACUAGAACUUAGAAUAAUGAAGGCAUCUGAAUUUUCUGGGAUUGCACAGAACUUUCUCACUGCAGGACAUUGGGCCAUGUUGUGCUCUCACGUCUAGGUGUUACAUCACGUGGUCCUGACCAAGGCAGGCAACUAACCAGACGGGAGAAAGUGUUUUCACGUUUCAGUGCUUUUUUUUAGGUCAAAUCUCAAUACUUUCAAAUAAAUCAUUAAAAAUAGACCAUUUUCUCUGUUAUUUUCAGCAUUUUACAUAGUUAGUGGGUAAUCAUGGUGAGCACUGUCGGUCACCAGUGCCUCGUUCGGUCCCCAUCAGAGCUUCAGCAUUUGUUCAGCUGCUGCCAGGUGGUAAAGGAAGUUCUCUGUGGCUGGCGGGAAUCGUCUCUGCUUUAGGGCCUCCAAAUUGAGUACCAGCUUUUCUCCCUCACCAGAAGCUUCUGAAAAUGG
This is a messenger RNA of Talpa occidentalis (Iberian mole), 4321 nucleotides long. RefSeq names its product sideroflexin 4 (gene SFXN4). The record is from RefSeq and is a predicted model, not a curated record. NCBI's taxonomy places the organism in Eukaryota, Metazoa, Chordata, Mammalia, Eulipotyphla, Talpidae. Gene Ontology annotation, biological process: monoatomic ion transport; mitochondrial transmembrane transport. Bases 70 to 1008 code for a protein of 312 amino acids. Gene Ontology annotation, cellular component: mitochondrial inner membrane. The transcript has 14 exons. Gene Ontology annotation, molecular function: monoatomic ion transmembrane transporter activity.